AACCGCACGCGAGCGCGCUUUCGAGAAGGAUGAAGAAGCAGCUGUGAAGCAUCGAUCGUUAAAUCAGUUCGCCAAGGAAACAACAGCAACGACAACAACGCUGUGGCGAGCGCGGAGGAUGCCCGUGGAAAACAAGACGCCGCCCUCCCCGGACGCCGCGCAGUCGGCGGCCACGCCCGCCAGGCACAGCCGCUGCCACUCGCCGAAGGCCGGCCACCACAGAAAGCACGGCAAUGUGCACGGCACGAGGCAGGCCCCCAAGACAGACCGCGAGCUCAAGGGCCAGGAAAAGCAGACCACCGGCAAGGACGGCGACGCUCCUGCCACCAGACGGAUGUCGACGCCGGCGGAGCAAGGUCCGCGCGACCUGCAGACAAGAGAACUCACAGUCGACGACCGCAGCGAAGCUCCGGCUGCCGCUGUAACCGGAAGGCUGAUCAUUGCCAGACCCGCCUUCAUGCCACCCGUCGGAACUGACCAGCAGGGCCCCUCCAAGCAGGAGACCAGCAAGCUGGCGCCACCUGAUACGUUGGUCGGCCAGUCCCGGAGCCCGAUGGAAACGGGAGAGACGCCGAACAUUUCGCCAGCAAUCGACCGCGAACGAGGCCGCACACUCAAAUGCUCCUCUGCGGUCAGCACCGUGGUCUGCUGCUCCGUUGUCUUCGCCGUCGCGUCUAUCACAGUGGCCGCCAUCAUCGCCAUGAAGAAAGCUGUGCAGUCGUACGCCGCGCUAAGGAUGAGGCAGCACCUCGUCGAGGAACUGGGCAACAUUUGCGAGACCCACGGUUGCCGACAAGCGCUGUGGCUCAUCAACGCGUCAUGCCGAGCAUCCUUGGACAUUUGCGACGACUUCUACGGUUUUUUGUGCAGCCGGUGGGAUUGGAAAGCACCGACAGGCACUAAGGCCUUGUCCUAUAGCAAGAUACACGGUUAUAACUACAGCUCCUUGGUGGACGAGGCCCUUUUUGCCCGCACUCUAUCUUCACCACAGGCUAAAGGCACCGACGGCUAUAACAUAGCGCUGGUCUACAGUUCCUGCGUCAACUUCCUAGCCAACACAACAACAAAUCUGAACAACAUGUUCCAAGCGGCCAGCGUAAACCCCCGAGCUUUCCUCGAGGUUAAUGACUUCUCGCAGCUCUUUUCUCUGACGAUUCAGACCGUUGUUGCGACCAGACUGACGUCGGUCGUGACAGUGGUCUACCUGACGACGAACGCAACUGUCGGCGUCCUGACAGGAACCUCCAUGCGCUCGGCAUCUUUCAUACCGGAAAUUCAAAAAGCCUUGCUCGAGCAACUAGCCUCGUCACUCGGGGAUAGAAGGGUCUCCAAGAUGGUCGACGCGAUAGAGAAGCUAGACGAACUGAUUCAAAACAUCACCGAGCCUCAUUUAAAGAACACCGGGCUCAACGAAGCCUUGACGGCCAGAGCAGAUUUUCCAGCUCAUGGUGUAUACUGGAAGGAUGUCUUGAAAGAAUACGUUCUGCCUCGGUCAAAGCGCUUUCUCGUUGCACGUACGAACAGUGAACGCGCAAUUCAAAGCAUAGUUCAGAAACUGGCUUCAGCUCCCUUGGAGGUCGCCAAGGUCUACUUGAUCCUCGUUCCUUUCGCGAGAUACCUCAGUUUCGAGCUCAAAGUAGCAUCUCGAAGAGGCUUUUUGCUGGAUUAUAUGAAGGCCAACAUGUGCGUGCGCUACCUCUACGCAAUGUUCGGAACGAGGGCACAUGCUGUCCUAAUGGAAGUCAUGGGCAGUAGUAAGGCCGCAGUCCGGAGUAGGCAAAUGUGGCGGAAUUUAAAACGAAAAUCCCAAGUUCUGGUCGAGGUUGGCGCCGGCUUCACGCUCAGCAAAGACGCCCUACUGAACGCGACGCUCAAAUCUCAUAGCGACAACGUCAAGCCGGACGUCAACGGCGUGCUGCGAGCGCAGUACGGUAGCGAUUUCAUGGCCAACCUCAUAAUGCUGGCGAAGUACGCGGUGAAGCAGACGGAGCUGAAUCCCUCUCUGUUGCCUAUGGAGAGCGAAGCUGAAGUGGCAACAGAACACCUUGUGCCUGACUUUUACUACGACUCCGCCACAGAAGCCAGCGUCAACUAUGGGACUCUUGGCGGCUACAUGGCCCGGAUGCUUUUCGCCGCCGGCUUUCCCAAAAUAUAUUCUCCCACCGUUUCUACCAUUCAGAGAGCGGCCAUGGCCUCUGAGUGUGCAAAUCUCAAAGGCGCACCCGGUUCCUUGCAACACCUCCAGAUGGCGCUCACCUCCGCCGCAUUGUGGCCUACGCAAGAGGCCCCGUGUCUCCCAGAAGGCUUGCCCUUGGUGCGUAAAGUUCGCCGCCAGUGUUUCCCAGUAAACAUUACGGUUACAUAAGCUGCAGCUGCUGGAAAGUGAGAAGCAGUCAGUGAUCUUCACAUGUCAUCGCAUUCCACUUUUAAAGUUGAAGCUUAAGCGUCUUCAAAAUUUUUGCCUCUUGCAUGGGUAAAGUGUCCCAGAAAUAUUGGGCCCUGAAACACGCGCAUUACGGCUCAAUAUAAUUUAUGCUUAGCCAGAUCCUUUUGUGGUCACGCAAGGUUUCGCACUACACGUGCCAGCAACUGUAUUUUUAUGCCUAUUACUGAAUGCCCUCGAUUGAUCAUACGCCUACAAAAACUCAGAUAGGCAACAACGGCAUGUAACCUGUUUGGCGUACAUACUAUCAAAACAGGGCUCAAUUACAGUGGUUACAGUGGAACAUUGAUUAUUAAAAAUGAAGUGCAGUUCGACAUUGCUUCUUUCUUUCGGUUUUAUGCACAACACUACCUGGCAAAUUCUACACAGGAGUUUCCACACAUGCUCUUCAAUAGCAUUUAUUUUAUCAAUUUCCACAGAGCGCAGGCUGCAACAGGCUUAGAAACACCAGACCGAUUUGCUGGUUGACACAUUCAGUACAAGGCAGUAGUUGACAAAGCACUGCAUAGGAAUGUUUCUACUUCACGUUGGACACUGAACUGCCACAACACAGUCAACCCAGUAAAUUACGGCUGAAGUUCUAGGAA
Messenger RNA from Dermacentor albipictus, 3030 nucleotides. RefSeq lists its product as uncharacterized. The record is from RefSeq and is a predicted model, not a curated record. Lineage: Eukaryota; Metazoa; Arthropoda; Arachnida; Ixodida; Ixodidae. Gene Ontology annotation, biological process: proteolysis. Gene Ontology annotation, molecular function: metalloendopeptidase activity.